Messenger RNA from Argiope bruennichi, 3385 nucleotides. RefSeq lists its product as uncharacterized. The record is from RefSeq and is a predicted model, not a curated record. The transcript is spliced from 4 exons. Gene Ontology annotation, cellular component: membrane. Lineage: Eukaryota; Metazoa; Arthropoda; Arachnida; Araneae; Araneidae. Bases 187 to 1947 code for a protein of 586 amino acids.
UCUAAUUACAUGGAUUUAGUUCGCACGGAGGAAAAAAAAGUUCCAGAAAUGACCUCUCUUUGAUGCUCUAAUGUUUAACGAAACUGGAUCAUCAUGUUCAAGUUGACAUUAUUUUUAACAUCUGCUAAAAGUACGCCGAUGUCGUAAUUUCACCAAAAUUCAUUACAAAAAAAAUUUGAAUUUAAGAUGACGGCGCAGAAAAGCGAAAAGAAUGGAGGAAUUGACACAAUUCCUUCUAAAUCAACUGCACAAAAGACGGCAGAGACCCCCCAGAAGUUCUGGCACAUCAACAGGGAAAUGCUCCGUUUUAAACUCCACUUCUUCUUAUUCAUGGGAGGCCUAGGUUCUUUAAUGCCAUACAUCACCAUCUUCGCCAAAAACAGAAUUGGUAUCUCUGCAACUUCAUUGGCUUCCAUUCUAACCACUCAGCAAUUUCUAUCCAUCUUCUCAAAACCACUCAUAGGUUAUAUUGCUGACUAUUUCAACAAGCUAAAGGUCAUCAUCUGCAUUCUAACUAUAGUUCAGACUAUUUUCUUCUUUCUACUUCUAACGAUUCCAAAAAUUCAAAAGGAAGAUGAGUACGCCAUACAGAGCAAUCAUACACAUAUUUUAAACCCCUAUGAUUACCUGAAUUCUUCUCAUUUGUACUUAAAUUGUUCAACAGAAAAUGACGAUAUUCUAUUCUCGGAAUCUGCUUUAUACUUUCGAAAUAACGAAGAGAUAGAAUACUGUUUAACUUCAAUGAGUUACUUGGCCAAACUUUUUGAUGAAUGCUCUAAUCAAGAUCCAGAAGCAAGGGAUAUCGACAAUGAAGAUCUGAUCUUAGAUAAUAACACCGAAUAUUCUCUACUUCCUAAAGAAAAUUCAAAUAGCUCUUUGACAAUUUCACCUUAUUCUAAUUUCUUGGCGACGUGCAAAAUAUGUUGCAAUUCUACCAGAAAAUGCCAAAGCAUUAAGUGCGAAACUCCAAAGGAUAAUCAAAAGAAAGUUUCACCUAUUAAGAAAACAGUAAGUGACUUUGAAACGUACCAAUUUUGGGCCUUUGCACUACUGACCACCGUUGCUACGGCCUGCACGAAUGGUCUUUUUACCCUUUCUGACACUGCCUGCUGUGAAAGUGUAGAGAAAAACGGUGCCCAAUUUGGUCGCCAGAGACUGUUUGGCGCGAUUGGCUGGGGAUUUGUAUCUCCCAUUGGUGGACUACUCAAUGAUUAUACCAGCGAUUUCACAGCUGCAUGGAUUCUAAUGGCAGUUAUGUCAAUCAUAUCUUUACUAAAUAUACUUAGACUGGAUUUGGUGAAACCUCAGUUUUCUAAAAAUCUUCUGAAAGAUAUCGGUUCUGUUUUAAGAUCAAAAGAGUUCCUGGCUUUUAAACUUUGUGUCUUCUUAAAUGGCAUUUGCACAGGCGUUUUAUGGUAUUAUUUGGUGUGGUAUUUGACGGUACUAGGGGGAAGUCGUUUCCUUUGUGGCAUGGUCCAGACAGUGCAAUGCUUCGUCGGGGAACUCCCGUGUAUGUUCUUCUCUGGAUGGGUUAUAAAGAAGAUUGGUCAGUUUAAUGUCGUAACUUUGGCUCUGAUGUCAUAUUGCAUCCGGUUCUUCUGGUACAGCUACUUGUGCAAUCCGUGGUACGUUCUUCCUGCAGAAGGCCUCUCCGGAAUCACUUAUGGGUUAUUUUAUCCCGCAGUUGCAGUCUAUGCGAAACUUAGUGCCAAACCAGGAACUGAAGCUACAACUCAAGCAGUGUUGUUUGCAGCCCAUGAAGGAUUAGGUGCUGGAGUCGGCUGCGUAGUGGCUGGAGUAGGCUUUGACAAUUUGGGAGGUCACACUACUUUCUUCAUUCUGAGCAUGUUUGCUGGUUGUAGCAUGAUUUUGAGCAUCAUCCUGAAUCUUAGUUUCCGAAGACAAAAAGGCAGCAUUAACGUGACGUCAUCUCAGAGCAUUAAAUAAUACAAUAUUUAGCCAUCAAACUGUUUUAUAUAAAAUACCUGAGAUAAUUCUUAUCUCAAAUUGAAAUUGUGAUGUUUGUUGUAGUAAUGCAAAAAUAAUAAUUUUAAAAAAUUAUGCAAUUGUUAGCGUUAUCUGCCCUCUUUAAGUUUUUCCAAAUUAUUUUUAUUCUCAUUUUUUUUAUUUUUAUUUUCAAAUUUAAAAAACAAUGCGGAGGCGACACAACAUUAUUUUUAGGAAAAGGAUUAUUUUGGUGUUCUGUCUAAAAUAAUUCGUGUAUUAAAAAAAAAGAAGUGUGUAACAGAAUCAUGAACUUUCCAGGAUCUACCAAAAUUUCAAACGUUUAAAAAGUCUGAAAUCAUCGUCAAAAAACACAUAAUAUUGUUUAAAAUAAUGAUUUAAAUGAAAAAUCAUCUUGAAUUUUGAAGAAAUAAUAGCAUGCAUUACAGCAACUAGUGACCUUAUUUCUCCACAACUACAUUUAUGAUAAAUUUUUUAUGAUGCAUCCCGAUUUGAGGAAUGUAUCAUGGAGUUCUUGAACUUAAGUAUCUUAACCUCCGGACUCAACAACUGAUACGGGUAUCAGCAGAGCACUGAUUACUAAGUGUUUAUGUAGUGUUAAGUGAAGAUAUUUCAUAGACUAGUAAUUUGAUAACUUAUAUUUCUGAAUGAUGCUUGCAAAAAGUCAUAAAUCUUUUGAAAAAAUUCGUCAUAUAUAUAUGUAUAACUGAAGAGCAUCGACAUUCCUAUCAGAUUCAAUAAUUUAUUAUAUUUCUUCAAAGAAAUAACUAUAUGAAAAAAAGAUAAGCUUAUGAAAUCAAAAUAAAAAUGACAGCCCUGGAAGACGAUGAAAAGCAAAUUUCCUCAUGGUAAAAAAAUAAAUUUUUUAAAUCCUUUUUUACUUCAUCCUUUUAAUCCUUUUUUACUUAGAAUCAAAGUAUACAAAAAUUAAAUAUAGUAAUCGUUAAAAAAUUCGUCUUCGAAAUUGUGACGAAUAUCUACGUUUCGGUUUUCUCUGAAUCCAAAAAGCAAAUUUUUGGAAUUAUGUCUGUUAUUGCAAUUUUUUUCUUUAAGAUGUUAUCUGCACUUUUUUGAAUUAAAAAGAUAUAUUUCUACCUCAUCAAAAAAAUCAUAAUUUAAUCAUCCUAUCUAUUAAAUGGCAAAAAUCCAAUAUUAAAAGAUUUUACUUGUUCAAUACAUGUUUUAAUCUGUCCAAGUUGUGUUAUUCCCAUGUUCUUAAUAGAAUUCUGCUGCCUUUCAUUUUUGAAAUGCUCAAAUUACUUCAUAGUUUUAAUUAUAGCCAGAAUGCAUUGUUUAAUAUUUAAUAUUUUCUAAUGUUUAUAUUUUCUGAAUAUUAAUGUGUAUUUAGUUUACUUAAAGAAUCUGUAAUAUAUGAUAUAUAAUUCACAUUUCAAUGUAAUUUUUGGCAAUGUUUAUUGCU